This is a messenger RNA of Parasteatoda tepidariorum (common house spider), 2374 nucleotides long. NCBI's taxonomy places the organism in Eukaryota, Metazoa, Arthropoda, Arachnida, Araneae, Theridiidae. The record is from RefSeq and is a predicted model, not a curated record.
UUAAACGCAAGCCCUCAAGGUUAGCAGUUAGAUGAAAAUUUUCUAAAAUAUACAAGUGAAAAAGUCAUAGAUUUAAAUGAACAAGACAAAAUUAUCACAUUAAUGAUGGAUGAGAUUCAUUUAAAACCUUAUUUUGAUUUUAAGGGAGGGAAUGUUGUUGGGGCUGCUUUUGACAGUUCGCAUGCUGCUACUAGUGCACAUGCCUUCAUGAUACAAAGUUUGCUUUCAAACUAUAAAGAUGUUGUUUUUGUGCUACCAGUAAAGACAUUGACUGCAGAAACUUUGCACGACAUUAUUAAAAGAGUUGUUGUUGACUUAGAGGAUAUCUCUUUCACUGUAGUUGCAGUUGUGAGUGAUAGCAACUCAAUAAAUAGGAAGGCAAUGUCCUUGUUUUCAAAUCCUCCCCAACUCUCGGUAUCAUUCAACCAUCCAGUAGAUUCUGAUAGGCCUCUUUAUUACGUUAUAGAUGCUGUCCAUAUUUUUAAAUGCAUCCGAAAUAAUUGGUUGAACCCAAAAAAUGAUAGACAGAGCAUGAAUUAUCCCAGUUUUGAUUCUAAUGUGAUUUCAAAAUUGGAUACAGCCUGUUUCAAAACCUUAAAAGAACUUCAUGAGUUAGAACAUACUAACUUGCUAAAAUAUGGCUAUAGUUUAACGCUUAAAGCUUUGAAUCCUACAAACUUAGAGCGCCAGAACGCUAACCUGGUCUUGAAAAUUUUCAAUGAGCAUGUGAUUGCAGCUCUAAUUGAACUCGGUGAAAAACUCAGCUUGAAUUAUUGUAAACAAACUGCUGCCUACAUUCAUGUUAUUUUGAAUUGGUGGAAUGUGGUAAAUGUAAAAACUCCUGAUAAAGGAAAAAGACUAAAAAACAUUAUAAUGCAUCCUUUAACAAAUUCACCCGUGGAUGAAGGACAAAUUUUUCUGCAGCAGUUCAUUACCUGGAUGAACAUUUGGCAGGAUUAUAAUCCUGCAACCGGGAAAUUGAAGCUUUUGUGCACAUAAAGCUCUUGUGCAUACUAGCUGUGCUCUCUUAGAAAUGUCAACGUAUUGCAUUGAAAAGUUAAAGAUGAGAUAUUUUUUGACAGGAAAGGUGCAAACUGAUUCCUUAGAGGAAAGAUUUGGCAAAUAUAGAAUGUUAGCCGGAUCACAGUUUCACAUAUCAGUUUGGCAACUGUUUGAGUCUGAAACAAAACUUAAGUUACAAAAUUAUUUGCCACUUUCGUUGAAGUUAAGUGUGUUUGGUGACAUUAAAGCUACUAAACUAACGUUAAAUGCAGCAGAAGCUAAAAGUAGUGAACUUAAAAAUACUUAAGGUAUAGUAGCAGUCAGCGAACAAGACUUUAAGAACAUUGAUUCUAGUUUACCUGUAUUGGUGUAUAUUGCAGGAUACUGUGUUUACACUAUUUGUAAAAAUUUAAAGUGUGAAUUUUGUGAAAAACAGCUAACAAUGGAUAAGGAACUGGCUAUUGAUGAAUGCUUUCAGCAUGUCACAAGCUUAAAUAUGCUUUCAGCAUGUCACAAGCUUAAUAGGAGGACUGAAAUUUCCAAAUGCAGAUGAGGUUAAAAUAGUAUCUUAUACCUAUAUAGUAGGACAGAAACUUUUAUCUACUGAUCAUGAAAGCAGUUUUUUAAAAAUAUUAAAUCAGCGAUCUUAUAUGUCUGAACAGGUAUUGGCUAUAGUGAAUGAGUUUGAUAUUUUUAAUGAUGUAAGCACUUGUUCCUCUGGUCAUUCAUCUCAGGAAAUUAUUAAACGUAUAGUGUGGAUCACCACAAAUAUUCUUUUGAACAACUAUUGCCUUUUAAAAAAUGAUAUCCCAAAAAAAGCUUUCAAAGAAACGUAAAUUACUAACUUUGGAGAAAUAAAUUCAGUUAUAUCGUAAAUUUCCUAAUUUUUUUUCAAAAUCUUUUUCUUAAUAUAUAUAUAUUAAUUCUUAUAGUGUGUUAAUAAAAUUUCCAGGUCUUAUUUAUUUAGUAAAAUUAACUUGAAGUCAACAACAUACAAAUUGCAAAAUAGUCUUCAUUACUUUUAUUUCAUACUUAAUAUAUUUUGUUUGAAGAUAGUAUUGUAAUAUAUUACGCUUUUGAUGCAUAAAGUUAACAACUUUGAUUGCUUAAUUCUGCAUCUCUAACUUAGGAAAAAUAAAUCAAGUUAUUUUGUAAAUGUUCUUUUUUUUAUUUAUUAGGAAUUACACUAAUAUUAUCUAACUGUACCAAAUAUUUUUCUUUAAAAAUUUGCAUUGUGUGUUGAUAAAAUUUCAUGUCUUAUUUAUUUUGUAAAAUUAAUUUGAAGUCUUUUGCUGCAACAACAUACAAAUUGCAAAAUAAUCUGAAUUACUUUUAUUUCAUACUUGAUAUAUUUUGUUUCAUGAAUAUAUUU